Messenger RNA from Colletotrichum higginsianum IMI 349063, 1530 nucleotides. RefSeq names its product Kynurenine 3-monooxygenase. The transcript has 4 exons. The coding region runs from base 1 to 1530 and encodes 509 amino acids. Gene Ontology annotation, biological process: NAD+ metabolic process; quinolinate biosynthetic process; L-tryptophan catabolic process. The record is from RefSeq and is a predicted model, not a curated record. NCBI's taxonomy places the organism in Eukaryota, Fungi, Ascomycota, Sordariomycetes, Glomerellales, Glomerellaceae. Gene Ontology annotation, cellular component: mitochondrial outer membrane. Gene Ontology annotation, molecular function: FAD binding; kynurenine 3-monooxygenase activity; NAD(P)H oxidase H2O2-forming activity.
AUGGCCAAGAACCAGAAAGUCGUCGUUGUCGGCGCCGGCCCCGUCGGCUCAUUGGCUGCGCUGUACGCUGCGCAGCGCGGGUACGAUGUCGAGAUUUACGAGUUGAGAGCGGACCUGCGAGAUCCUUCCACGACACUCUUGAACUUCACCCGGUCCAUUAACCUGGCGCUCUCGGAGCGAGGCAUCAACGCCAUGCGCAAUGCUGGCCAACCAAAGUUACUGGAACAUGUCUUUGGCGCCACGAUCCCCAUGCGGGGGCGCAUGAUCCACGGCAGAACCCCGAAAGGUGAUCUGUACGAAGCCGCCCAGGACUAUGACGUCCACGGUCGGGCCAUCUACGCCGUGGACCGUGCCGGCCUGAACAAGCGCAUGCUUGACAUUCUCGAGGAGAUGCCCAACGUCAAGUUCUUCUUCAGCCACAAGCUCACCGGCGCCGACUUCAGGAGAUGCAAGGCCUGGUUCGAGGUCAUGACCUCUGAUUCCGCCACCGGUCGUGCCAGAGAGAUUGAGAUUGACUUCGAUUUGAUGAUAGGCGCCGAUGGCGCCCACUCGGCCGUCAGGUACCAUAUGAUGAAGUUUGCUCGGAUGAAUUACAAGCAGGAGUACAUCGACACUCUGUGGUGCGAAUUUCAGAUCAAGCCCGCAAGACCGCCUUCGGCAGACGCCAAAGCCCCCCAUUUCCGAAUCUCACCAAACCACCUCCACAUCUGGCCCGGUAAAAACUUCAUGUUCAUUGCUAUCCCCAGCGAUGACGGGUCCUUCACAUGCACACUGUUUUUGCCCAGCGAGCAAACCGCUGCACUGGAAAACAACCCUUCGAGCCUGCCCGCCUUCUUCGACAAGCACUUCCCCGGUGUCACGAAUCUCAUUCCGGCCGACGACCUGAUCGCCUCGUUCAAGCAGAACCCGCAUCUGCCGCUGAUCAGCAUCAAAUGCAGCCCGUACCACUACGAUGCCUCCGCUGUCCUCCUUGGCGACGCCGCCCACGCCAUGGUCCCCUUCUACGGCCAGGGCAUGAAUGCAGGCCUGGAAGAUGUCCGGAUCCUCUUUUCCAUCCUGGACAAGCACUGCCGCAUGAGCGAGGUCAACGAUCCCGCGGGAGAGGCCGACACCUCCGCCGCAGCAGUUCACCAAAGAGGCGUCGCACUGGCCGAGUACACGGCAAACAGGGUCCCCGACGCGCACUCCAUCAACGACUUGGCGCUCCAGAACUACGUCGAGAUGCGCGCCUCGGUCCUGUCUCCCCGGUACCGCCUUCGGAAGUGGCUCGAGGAGGCCAUGUCCGUAUACCUUCCCGGGCUGGGCUGGCAGACCAAGUACUCCCGCGUCAGCUUCGGGAACGAACGGUACUCGGAGGUCGUCGCCAAAAGCGACCACCAGGGCCAGGUGCUGGUCAAGACGUUCGAGGCGCUCGUCUGCAGUCCGCUCGUGGCCGGGGCCGUGUACGUGUGGUGGAAGCGACCGCAGGCGGUCGUGGGCGUCGUUCAGGGACUGUUACGGGCUCUGUUGCGGGCAACGGAGCGCGCUUGA